Molecule: messenger RNA, 1770 nt
Organism: Solanum dulcamara
Lineage: Eukaryota; Viridiplantae; Streptophyta; Magnoliopsida; Solanales; Solanaceae
Product: elongation factor 1-alpha-like
Exons: 4
Coding region: 106-1449 (447 amino acids)
Biological process (GO): translation; translational elongation
Molecular function (GO): GTP binding; GTPase activity; translation elongation factor activity
Source: RefSeq, a predicted model, not a curated record
CCCCUCUAUAUAUAGACCCAAUAACGUUGUAAAAACCUCAAUUCUCCUUCAUUUUUCACUUAUUAGUAUCUGUGCUGUUCUUCUCAAGUCUUUUAGUUGAUCAACAUGGGUAAAGAGAAGGUUCAUAUCAACAUUGUGGUUAUUGGCCAUGUUGAUUCUGGAAAAUCGACCACCACUGGUCACUUGAUCUACAAGCUAGGUGGUAUCGAUAAGCGUGUCAUUGAGAGGUUUGAGAAAGAAGCUGCUGAGAUGAACAAGAGGUCAUUUAAGUAUGCCUGGGUGCUUGACAAGCUCAAGGCUGAGCGUGAACGUGGUAUCACAAUCGAUAUUGCCUUGUGGAAGUUUGAGACCACAAAGUACUACUGUACUGUUAUUGAUGCUCCUGGUCAUAGGGAUUUCAUCAAGAACAUGAUUACUGGUACCUCUCAAGCUGAUUGUGCUGUCCUGAUUAUCGACUCCACCACUGGUGGUUUUGAAGCUGGUAUCUCUAAGGAUGGACAGACUCGUGAGCAUGCGUUGCUUGCUUUCACCCUUGGUGUUAAGCAAAUGAUUUGCUGCUGCAACAAGAUGGAUGCUACCACACCUAAGUACUCCAAGUCUAGGUACGAUGAAAUCGUGAAGGAAGUGUCUUCCUACCUCAAGAAGGUUGGUUACAACCCUGAGAAGAUACCCUUCGUCCCCAUUUCUGGUUUCGAGGGGGAUAAUAUGAUUGAGAGAUCGACUAACCUGGACUGGUACAAGGGUCCAACCCUUCUUGAGGCUCUUGACCAGAUUAAUGAGCCUAAGAGGCCCUCGGACAAACCCCUGCGUCUCCCACUUCAGGAUGUCUAUAAGAUUGGUGGUAUUGGAACUGUCCCUGUUGGUCGUGUUGAAACUGGUGUCAUCAAGCCUGGUAUGGUUGUGACUUUUGGUCCUACUGGUCUGACUACUGAAGUUAAGUCUGUUGAGAUGCAUCAUGAAGCUCUUCAGGAGGCACUUCCUGGUGACAAUGUUGGUUUCAACGUCAAGAAUGUUGCGGUCAAGGAUCUUAAGCGUGGAUAUGUUGCUUCCAACUCCAAGGAUGACCCAGCUAAGGGGGCUGCCAGCUUUACCUCCCAGGUUAUAAUCAUGAACCAUCCAGGACAGAUUGGGAAUGGAUAUGCCCCAGUGCUGGACUGUCACACCUCCCACAUUGCUGUCAAGUUUGCUGAGAUUUUGACUAAGAUUGACAGGCGUUCUGGUAAGGAACUCGAGAAGGAGCCUAAGUUCUUGAAGAACGGUGACGCUGGUAUGGUUAAGAUGAUUCCUACCAAGCCCAUGGUUGUUGAGACAUUCUCUGAGUACCCACCAUUGGGACGUUUUGCUGUGAGGGACAUGCGUCAAACUGUCGCUGUUGGCGUUAUAAAGAGUGUUGACAAGAAGGACCCAUCUGGGGCCAAGGUCACCAAGGCUGCUCAGAAGAAAAAAUGAAUGGUGCAGUUCAACUCUGGAGUUCCCAGAGGCAACAACCUAGUAGGUAGCUGCAAAAACACAAUUUUUGAGUUCUGGGGACAGCUAUCUAUGAAAAUUCUUAAUGACAGUGUAGACAAAUUAGUGUUAUUGUCCCCUAUGUUGCUCGGACUCUCCAAAUAUGCUGCUGGGUGCAUGUCGUGUACUCCAAAAGUAAUACAUUUUUAGAGACCCGACAUGGGUGAGAGCAACAUCGAAUGUACUCCCAUUGUUCCACAUUGUAUAAGCUAUGAAACAAGAAAUCGAACCAAAAGUUGCUGUAAGUAUAGUAUUUAUCUUCAA